AUGCGCAGCUCAAAAGAACUGGAUACCAUUUACCAAAACACUAAGAUUAUUUAUUUUAACUUUUCGAAUGGAUUCUCAUUGAAUAGCUUUACAAACAGAGAUAGUCAACCAAUUUCCAUGAUUGUGCCUAGAAUUGUCUAUGCUGUUUUUGAAGGAACAGAGAAUAUCAUUAAAGGCAUACCACCUAGUGAUAAUGAUACUCUACUCUAUGGAGUCUUGAAAAUAAUAUCAAUGAAACUCCAUGAACAAUACAAACAACCUGUAAUCAUUCCAUUAGUAUUGGCCUUUGAUGAAUAUCAAAUAGCUACAAGACAUAUUUCAGAUCUACACACCAAAAUCCAACACAAAUUAGGAUGGUAUAUGAGACAAUUGCAAUUUGAAGACCAUAUUUUACUCUUUCCAGCCUUUGGAGGAACCUUGAAUGAAAAUGAUGCAAAAAUAAACCCAACAGAUUAUACACCCGCAACAUUGCCACUUCCAUCAUUGAGAUCGAUCGAUAUCAAAGAGAUUAUGCAAGAAAUGGGCCUAUUAGCACUGUAUGAGAGAAAUAGGGAGUUUUGGAAUGCCAUUGGAGUUGUUCCUCGGCAUUUGCAAUGGGCGAUAGAAGUCUAUAACAAGAAACAAGAGUUACGAAUUAUGGUAGACAUUUUUAAUGAAGAUACAGUAAUAUCUAACAUCUAUUGUAACGUAACAAACAUCGUCCAAAUGCAAUAUGGAAGUGAUUUAGAAAAUCCAACGGAUUACUUUGUCGAAUUGGCUUUGAGAACAUUAUCUGGAUUAAAUCAAACAAAAGAUGACAGACUUACCAAGUACAUCCUUGAAGGGAAAAUAUAUAGCAGUGAUGGCUUUAUUGGACUUCCUCUCGUAGUAAUUGAUAUCUUGGCAACAAAGAAGGAUUACAUUCCAAAGCAUGUCGUAUCUGAUUUCAUUACAGCGACAUCAAAAAAACCCAGAUGGGAGAUAUUUGAAGAAAUGUGUAUCAAAACAAUGACGGCUAGAUUUAACGUUUUGUUUACUAUUAACCGUUCUCGAGAGGUGCUUUUUUCAGGGUUGUUUAAAGGAGCACAUUUCAAAAUUAACACGGGAUUUAUUCUGUUAAAAACACCAACAAAUUUAUCAUGGUUUAUCUAUGGUUGCCUAAAUGAUCAUAUAUCAAAUGACGAAAAAAAACGAAGAUAUUAUUCAUUUCAAUCGCUUGAACAAGGCAAAAAAGAAUCAGAAGGAUAUUGA
Messenger RNA from Naegleria fowleri, 1230 nucleotides. RefSeq lists its product as uncharacterized. The transcript has a single exon. Lineage: Eukaryota; Heterolobosea; Eutetramitea; Acrasida; Naegleriidae. The record is from RefSeq and is a predicted model, not a curated record. The coding region runs from base 1 to 1230 and encodes 409 amino acids.